Molecule: messenger RNA, 5505 nt
Organism: Notothenia coriiceps (black rockcod)
Lineage: Eukaryota; Metazoa; Chordata; Actinopteri; Perciformes; Nototheniidae
Product: GTP-binding protein Di-Ras1-like
Exons: 3
Coding region: 235-831 (198 amino acids)
Biological process (GO): signal transduction
Cellular component (GO): membrane
Molecular function (GO): GTPase activity; GTP binding
Source: RefSeq, a predicted model, not a curated record
GCACCUCCCACGUCCUAUAUGCGAGAGAUCGAGAGAGAGGCACAGAGAGGAAGAGAGAGAGUCUGCUGUGGUGGUGUUUGGAAAUCGGACGACAUGAGCUCUACAUGAACCGUGUAAAAUGCUUUAAGACGCUUUCGGCGUUUGUCUUACAUCCGUCUGAACCGAGGACGAGCCUGAAGCGGAGCUAUACUUCACGACCAGGUGUAACGCUGUCUUUAGCCUGAGGGGGGCAGAAUGCCGGAGCAGAGCAACGACUAUCGUGUGGUGGUGUUCGGGGCGGGGGGGGUGGGGAAGAGCUCCCUGGUCCUGCGCUUCGUGAAAGGCACCUUCAGGGACACCUACAUCCCCACGGUGGAGGACACCUACCGCCAGGUGAUCAGCUGUGAUAAGAGUGUGUGCACGCUCCAGAUCACGGACACCACGGGGAGCCACCAGUUCCCCGCCAUGCAGCGCCUGUCCAUCUCUAAAGGCCACGCCUUCAUCCUGGUGUACUCCAUCACCAGCAAGCAGUCCCUGGAGGAGCUCAAACCCAUUUACCAACAGGUGUUGGCCAUAAAGGGAAACGUUGAGGCCAUCCCCAUCAUGCUCGUGGGGAACAAGAGCGAUGAGACCCUUCGGGAGGUGGAGACCAAGGACGGAGAAGCCCAGGCCAACCAGUGGAAGUGCGCCUUCAUGGAGACGUCGGCCAAGACCAACCACAACGUCACGGAGCUCUUCCAGGAGCUCCUCAACCUGGACAAGAAGAGGAACAUGAGCCUCAACAUCGACGGAAAGCGCUCGGGGAAGCAGUCCCGCGCCGAGAGACUGAAGGGAAAAUGCAGCGUGAUGUAAGAGGUGGAGGUGGAGGUGGAGAGAGGUGGGGAAGAAUUACAGAGAACAGGAAGUAGAGAGAGAGAGAGAGGAAGGACUCACUAAACGUAUCCUCGGAGCAAAAUGUUACGAAGGUGUAACGGAAAUCUCAUCAUUCACCUCUGUUUGACCCAAUCACUACCACAGCUCUCAGUUUGGAGCCUUAUGUGCAUUCUGUGGAGAGGAGAAAUGAGCGCACAUUUAAAACAAGAAGUACGCGUAGCAUCAUCCAAGCGCUCACAAAACCUGGCUGUGGAUCUCAGCAAGACCUUGGACUGCAAUGACUACAAGAAGGUUUCUAAAGUGAUCCAAAAAAAUGUUGUCCUCUCUCACUUCUUCAUCUAAGCCCCUCCCCCCUACUCAGCGCACACCGCUCGUCACCCCUCACAUACCCCCCUACUAUAACAAAUAGACGUAACGUAAUUGUAACAGAGUCGAUACACUUAGUUAAACUCACUCUUCUUGUGGAAACGCCAGCUCAAGGUGUAAAAGGGAAAGUACAGGUGUGAUACUGUUAGCAUGAAUGACGUUAGCGCACCCAGCUACAUCCCAGAGCAACUCCUGAGGACUCUGAUGUAUAUAAACACGGGAUAUUUAAAUAUAUUCCAUCUAAACACACGCCCUGCACAUUAGUAACAAGUCAAAGGGAGAGGUUUGAAGCAUUAACGCUUCAUCUCCUGAUCCUCAGCCUCUCUCCGGAAACAUUAAAAAAAAGACCCUUAUUAUUUAUCAAGAAGUCAUUCUACUAAAAACUCAUCCGCAAACUCUUUAAAUGUCUAAGUCUGAAGUGGAGGGGCUUCCAGCGGGUAGGCGCAUACACGCUGCUGAUACGACGCAACAAUCCUUUUAAGACUUUCAUUUAGGACAGAAAAGCUCUGGAGGAAAAGAAGAUGGACACUCGUCGAACACAGGAAACACAAAAUCAAGUCUGCCUUGUCUACGAGGAUGAUACACUCGGAUAAUCAUUGCCAAGCUGGUGAGACGAAGAAGUAGAUUUUUGGUCCUGAGGUCAAGAGUGUCAGUUUACUUUGGCACCUUCCACGUGAAGGUGUCUCUUCUUUUGCCUUUUUUAUUCUUGUUUGCUAUCUUUAUGAAGCUUUAUAUAGUCAUGUCAAAGUCAGAAAAGCCCUCUUUAAACAAAAAAAAGCACACAGAUAAUUAAAUAAAUAAGGGAUAAAUGUAAAAUGGUUGCAUACAGAUUAUUUAAUGUGACCUGAAUCACUUACAUUCUGUUUCCUCUUUGGUUGUUUUGGUCACAUUACCUCUCACAUGCAGGCGUCGGUAAACAGGAAACAGAAUGAGUCACACACACACACACACACACACACACACACACACACACACACACACACACACACACACACACACACACACACACACACACACACACACGCGACCGUAAUUGUUCAUGUUGUUGCCUGUUAUGUUUAAAGGAUCUCCGCUUAACUCAGAAUAUCCUCCUGGAGCUCUGCUGUAUGUCCAAAGUGCAUGUUUAAACCUUUUGUCCCUACGCAGGAGCUCUGAAUAUUGUACACGGUAAACACGGGACAGCCAAAAGCACAAUACUUUUUUAACUGCAUAUCUUUUAUCAUUUCUUUUUGUAUUUCCUUUUUGUACGUUUCUCUUCCUUUUAUCUGUCUCCUCUGUGUGAUUUAACAUGUAUCUGAACACGGAGGAAACAGUCACCGGUAUCUCCUUCAUCUGUAGAUGUGAGUGUUGUUAUGUGUCCGGUGCAUGGCACAAUGAGGUUGUGGUUCUGCUGAACAACAGGGUUUCAUGAUGUGACCGUUAGCUGUGUGUAGGUCGAGUAGGACUCAGUACGGGGGGGGGGCAGAUUAUUUGCCUACUUUUCUCCAUCUCUAAAGCGGUUUUAACAACAAUUUGAGUGGAGGGUAAUCUGCUCUUGUUCUGUUAAACCCAAAGACGCAGAUUAUGCCUGGUUGUAAGUGUGUGUCCGUCUGUUCUGGACAAAACAAAAGCACAGCAACUGUUUCCAUCCGUCCUCCUUCUCUGUCUGUAUGUGUGCAGCAGAAUCAAGAACCGGGCACUUUAGGGUGACAUUUUACUUGAAGACUUGCUUAUUUAAAUCAGCGAUGCCUCAUUUAUAAGCACCAUGUAAAAUGUCCCUCCUGCAUUGUUCCAUAAAAUAACAACUUCCAACAGUGUUGUUAUUGUAAAUAAAGCAUACGGUAGUUGAAUGAAAUGUUUAUAAGAGCUUCAAGUAAGAUGUUACCCAUGUAAAGAAAAACUGUCUUUCUGGGAAUAAGUCCUUGGAGUCGUUGUUACAGUAGGAGGUUCGAUGUUGCUAUUUACUGUAGUUUACAGCUUAUUAAUAACGAUGCUCAUGAUAUAUUUGACACAUCCACUCUUCAGCUAUACCAAUCAGAUAAUACGUGAAUAUGUAACUAAAGGUGCCACUCCAUGGCCGUUUCUGUUUUCUUAAUGAAUCAGUUAUCGAUGUGUUGUCCUUUGCACUAAUGUGAGGUCCUCCUAAACUCCUAAACGUUGCAUUGUAAACCGUACCCUUUACUAACAUGUUAGAAGCCAGGGAUGCUCACUCUUACUUACCCUUUCUUUUUGCCAUCAGUUUAUACUUUAAACAACUUGUAAUUGACAUAGUUUGUCCUGGCUUGCUUUAGAUGCCAGAAGGAUGGAGUGAUUUCUGUCUGAUGUGUCCUUCAAAAGGUUAAAAAGCUAGAAAUAAUCAUCUGUUUAUCAAUCAGACAGUUGGCCUGAUCUGAUGUGUCGUUACCGGCAGUAGUGGUGCACACGCUACAUAAAUAUGAGCUUCACGCAUCUGGUGGGUUAAUGCAAAACGCCAGCUUGCGAGCGCAUGUUUGUGCAAUCUGUUGUUCUGCUGACGUCUACAGGAGGCUGUCCAUGUCCCUGCGUGGAAUACGAUACAGCAGGCAGAGAAAAACAAGGAGACAGCGCGUGAUAGCGGUACCGACAACAAGCUGGAGUUAGAGGCUGUGUGCCAUUAAUAGGAAGGGUGUGAUAAAUAUUGAGAGCGCUUACUAACUAGCCUGUGUAGGAUUCAGAUGUGCAUGUGAGGAGGCGUGCAUGGGAAGUGUGUGAGCGUGCGUUGUGUUUCUUGGGCUGUGUGAGUUAAAUGCUGGCAUGAAUCAGGACAGACACCUCUGCCCCCCGUCCUCCCAUCGCUUGUCUCCUCUUAUUUAUCAAUGAAGCAUAUUCACUGCUGCUUUCUGUGUGGAAGCCCACGAGUGCAUCCAUGUGUCUGUCCAAUUAGCCCCGUGUGUGUGUGUGUGUGUGUGUGUGUGUGUGUGUGUGUGUGUGUGUGUGUGUGUGUGUGUGUGUGUGUGUGUGUGUGUGUGUGUGUGUGUGUGUGUGUGUGUGUGUGUGUGUGUGUGUGUCGGUUGCACUAGAACAGACGGGAGGCUAACCCUGCUCGCUCCUGGUUGUAGAUAGUUGUAAAUAGUGUUCAAAGGACUUCAUAUUUCAGAGAGGAGAGUGCGCAGAGGAAAGCAUGCCGUGGUGGGAAGGUGCCGUCACCUGUGUCUCCUUAUUGUAGUCAAAGUGUCCAAUUCGAAAUGACACAGCAACGCUUGCAAAGUUUUCUACAGAGGAGAGCUUCUUAACCGGCUUUAUUAAAAAUAAGCUAAAACUGCAAGUAAAACAGCUUUUGAUUUUAAACAGGGUAAUCUACGGAAGCCCAAAGUGACCAAUAUUCAAUUUUAAAUGAACAAUCAUAUGACCAAAUACAGGCUUUUUAAGGUAAUAUACGUGAAAUUCUGAAAUAUUGCAAUAAUGAUUUAGUAAUUUAUUAAAUGUUAAACAUUGGAUCUCCAUAGAAAUCCACAUUGGCAGCUUUUGUCCCAGUUUCUGAUUAGGACCAGGCAAAGUUUACGUCACCAGGUACUGGGUACUCACUGGUCAUGUUGCAUAAGAGCAUGUUGUUGUACAGCAGAGGAAGUGUGGAUCACAUGUGUGUUUUUUCCAUAGCAGGAUGGGAAACAUGAUGCUCAAACGAAAGGGCAGCUGGUCUAUCUAAAUACAAAGAAAUGUUGUUGUGUUCUAGUCUAACUAUGUUCCGUAAACUCAUUCCUACCAACGGGGGCAGGUUGACGUCCUGUUGAGUCGAGGAUCUGAAAGAAAACUGACCCCAUUAACCUCUCCGCCUCACCCCUUCACAUCUUGUCUGAUCGCCUAAGACCCUCACGAGCUGUUUUCUGUGGACAAGCGGCAUACAGUGGGGCAUUUAGACUCUGUGGGUAAAGUAGUUUGGUACUAUCCUGUCGCUCUGGCCGUUCAUCCCUGCAUGGUCCCUAUUGGUGUUCCAGCCAGCAUGAGAACAAGGACACAAACUGUGAAUCAUCUUUGUAUUUUUUAAAUAAAUUCCUCAGCAGGAUUUACGGCUUUGUUUUAGCAAAUGUUUCUAUUUCUUUUAAGCACUUCUUUUUUUUGUGUAAAUUAUUCUUUUGGUUUAUUUCCUUUUUUCUGUUGGGACUUUUUUUUUAUUUAACCAAUUAUGAUGUAUAGAUAUUUAUUCUAGCAAUAGUCUUCCUAUUAAGAUAUACUGUGCUGAUGCAUCCUCUGAAUAACUGAAAAUAGCAUAUAUAUAAAUAUAAAUAUAUAUAUAUAGAUGAUAAUAAUCAAAUCUGCAAAAUGAUUUUCCUAAUAAAAAUGUGAACUGAG